Molecule: messenger RNA, 3069 nt
Organism: Capsaspora owczarzaki ATCC 30864
Lineage: Eukaryota; Filasterea; Ministeriida; Capsasporidae
Exons: 1
Coding region: 1-3054 (1017 amino acids)
Source: RefSeq, a predicted model, not a curated record
AUGGUUUACCAACGGCAGCCGCUUCAACAUGAGCAGCAGCCGCUGUUGGGGUCCUCCAUGACGCACAUGCCUCUGCCCGUGGUGUCUGUGAGCCAUCCCAUGUCGCACGCAGUUGGUCCGGUGUGGGGAGCAGCGUCCGAUGGGCUGCUGGGCGCCGGCGAUCAACAAGCAGCAGCAGCAGCGCCAAGCAACUUUACCAUUUCAACUCCUCCUCCUGCUCCAUUGCUGCUUCCAGUGAAGCGGAAAGUGGGCCGACCGCGCAUCCACCCAUUGAAGGAGCGUCCGACAGCAUCAUUACAGCCGCCGAGUCAGCACCAGCAUCAGCAUCAGCAUCAGCAGAGCAGUAGCACGAGCAGCACGCAACGGAAGGAACUCGAACAACCAGCGAUCAGCCGUGAUCACCAACAGCAACCACCGUCCAACCCGCGCAUCAUCACCCAGCACCAUCAUCAUCAACAUCACCAUCAUCACCAACGACCAUCAUCAUCAUCCACUGCGACAAGCACGCGGCCGCAGCAGCAGAGGAAGCGCAGGCCGACGGUGAUUGAGUUUCUAGAGUACAUCCCCUCCAAUCACCUCGCGAACGCAAACCGACCAUCCUCAUCUGCCAUCGCAGCCGCAGCAGCAGCCGCAGCAGCAGCAGCAUCAGCAUCAGCAUCACUAUCAGCAUCAGGAUCAGCAUCAGGGACGAGCGAUGCGUUCCUGGGCUCGGUUUCAACGGCGCAACGGCGGCGGUGCGAGUCCUUCCCCGGUCUGCUUCCAUCCACGCAUCACUCACACGACCAACACCAACAACACCAACAUCAUCAACAACAACAACCACACCACCAGCAACAUCUGCCGCUCCAGCCUGUUUUUGUGCCAAUGCCAGCGCUGCCAAAGUUCCGCAAGAUGGUCUCGAGCGACAAUCCCGCAACCCCAACGUUCCAAGUCCAACCAACGCGGCACCCGCCACCACAAGCGCCGCCACCCAAGCAGCAUCAGCAGCAUCAGCAGCCUCCUCACGCAGUGGUGGCCGGACUGGAUCAGCAGCAGCAGCAGCAGCGGUCGUCGUCGCUCGUUCUGCGGCUGUCAACCUCAACGGGCGCCGCAGCGAGCCGCAGACCUCCUCACACUCCUCCUGGCAACAGCGCCCAGAGCAGCGCCAGGCAGCCCAAGAAGACCGCCAUGCAUGGGAAUGCACGCAUCAACAACAACAGCACGGCAAACCCCCACCACCACCACCACCACCAACAGCAGAUGCAGCCCCAGUCAACGGUUGCUAACGCGAGCAGCGGUACUGGUUUUGGAUUUGGCGCAUUCACAGUGACCAACCACAACUACCAACACCAAUACGACCCGACAGCAUCCAAUACCCGUGCUAAUAAUGGCAUGAUGAUGCCGAUGCCGAUGACGAUGCCGACGAUGAUGACGAUGAACGGAGCGACCGACGAGGCCAGCGAGGAGGACACUGAGAGCGAGUCCGACAGCGAGGACGACCAGGACGAUGCCACCGAGGACCAAGCCAUUGACGACGACGAUGACCACGACGACGACGACGACCACGACAACCAUGAUGCAGAGGAAGCGGACGAGGAAGCAAAUCAACCGCAAGACCUCAAUCAUCUGCCAUUCAUGCAGGCAGAAUUGCUCUUUGCGAACAGCAACAACAACGACGAUCGCAGUGGCGUCGAUCUGAACACGUCAACUUGCUCCGUCGAUCAAAUCCUCAAGGACAUUACCGUUGUUGACGAGGACGUGUGCACGCUCGAUUCCAUCAUGGAAGACGUUGCCGAAGAUUGUUGCAGCAUGCCCCAUCUCGCAAACGGCAAGACGCUAUGGAAUUCCUUUGCUGCUACUCAGCCUGCUGGCAACGCUCAACUACAACAGCUACAACAACAGCAACAACAACAACUACAGCCGACGCAGCACCACAAGCAGCACCAACGGGCUCGAUCUUACUCAGUGUCCGCGUCUGCUUCGCCUUGGCUGCCUGCUGCUCCGCACCAACGGAUGCCAUUCAUGGCAUACGCCAAUCCCGAUACCCCGACCUCCAUGCCACCGUCCGCAUCACCCAGCCCUUCGCGCGCGACCGUUCGUCCGCCGUCCUCGGCGAGCACGCUGGUCCGGUCGCAAUUUCCCUUGCAGCUGCCGCAAAUCUCACAGCAGCAUCAGCCACCGCAGACUGCUCAACCCACCCGCCGUCGUGCCGUCGGUGCCGUCGGGCAACCAGCCAUGGGAAACAUGUUUGACGUCGCGCCCCCCAACCCCGCCGACGGAGAGCCGGCCGAUGGCUACCGCGCACUGGUGAGCUACUGUGCAAUCAGUGCCAUCAGCACCACCGCCUGCCAACAGCACCAUCGACCAGCACCAUCCACCACCACAUCCAACUCAGCAGCGUCGGCCAUCCUACCUCCCCGCGUGACGGCCAGCAUUCAACGCAAGCGAAGAGCCUCGAUGGUUGAAUCGGAUGCACGACCGAUGCUCCGUCCACCAAAGCGAACGCGUUGCCAGAGCGUUGCGCCAUGCAUGGAGAAUCUUGAUCGAUUUGUCGCUGACUUGCCACCGUUUUCGGCCGAAGGCUUGUUUGGGGAUCUGAACGGCGACUUGUCCGACUUGUUCGGGAACAACGUCGCGCCGUACAAUGUGUCAUUGGCAACACCUCGCUCGCUGGCAUCGUCGUUGCAGUCGUCCACAAGCUCCCCCACCGAAAUAGUGUCGCCUCACGGCCAGAUUAGCACGUCGAUUGUCUCUGUGAGUGUUGCGAACGAUAUGGCCGACCUGACGACGACGGGCGACGACUUGCAUUUGAACGAUUCUUUUAUUGCAUCGUUGGACGUCAGCACCACCGCCGUCGACAUUGGCGACCUGUCCAACUCGAUUCCAUGCGGCGCCACCGGCGUUUCCGCACCCAGCGCUGGCACCCCUGCCCCUGCCCCGUCGUCGUUCUGGGACAGCACUCAAGCCGACUGCGAUAUUUUCCCUGGCGCGUUGGGCAUAUCAGCCGAUGCAAGCCACUCCGUGUUUGAUUCUGGUCGAAUGUGUGAUCUUCCUUCCGAGUUGCUUUUCGCAUGAAGAGGUGGCGGCUGG